AUGAGCCAAGAAGCACACUCUGAUGCACUGCCCGUCACAAAUCAAGAAAUCCGUGCCAGCAUACUGGCCAGUAUCUACGGCAUGGAUUUUGAAGCGGGGAAGAAAGAUGAGGCUGAGGGGGUCCAGCAGAUCUCCACCGUGCACGCGGCUCCGCUCGGUCAGCGCUCGGCCAGCGUGGCGCUGUCGUCCACCAGCGUGUGGAGGGACCGCGCGGGCAGCUGGGGUUGGAUGCUGUCCGCAUUCAUCCUCCUCAAUGUGCUCAUCUUGGGCUGCGCGCUGGUCAGCGGGAGCGUUUUCAACGGCGUGCAGGUGAGCAACAUGCACGUGCAGGUCUUCCUCAUCAUCAUCAUCAUCCCCACCACGGCCUGGAUGCUCUUCUACAAGGCGUACACGUGCCGCGAAGAGGAGGCCGUUCUCUACAAGGACGUGCACGCGGGACCCGUGUGGCUCAGAGGUGGUCUGGUGCUGUUUGGAGUCUGUAGUUUAAUCAUGGACGUUUUCAAGAUUGCCUACUAUGUGGGUUAUGCACAUUGUGACUCACCUGUGAAAAUCGUGUUCCCUGUUGUGCAAGCUGUGUUUAUUCUGGUGCAGACUUACUUCCUCUGGCUCCAUGCGAAGGACUGCGUCCAAGUUCAGAGAAACGUAACUCGCUGUGGACUGAUGCUCACCUUGGCCACAAACCUGAUGCUGUGGAUGAUGGCUGUUACAGAGGAGUCACUACAUCAAACCGUGUAUCCUGACAGCAACACUAACCACACCUCCCGUACUCUUUUACUCAAAGCUGCGGCUGCUGAUGGAGACAACAGCUGCCAGUGUAGUCACACGUCCUGCAGCAUCUUCGAGCACGCCUACUACUACCUCUACCCCUUCAACAUCGAAUACAGCCUGUUUGCCUCGGCCAUGACCUACGUGAUGUGGAAGAAUGUGGGCCGGCUGGUGGACGAUCACCCACCUCACGAGCACAGCUUCCACCUGCGUGAUGUCCUGCUAGGCCCAGCUGGCGGGCUGGUGGUGGUUGUGGCCGGCAUAGCCACCUUCGUGGUCUACGAAGUGGACGUGUUAGCCGAGGAGGAGGAGAAGAGGGACACAGCGCUGACCAUGUACUACAUCACCAACACGGUGACCAUCAUACUAAUGACGAUAUUCACUGUAGCUGGAUGCGUCAUCUUCCGGCUGGAGCGGCGGGAGCACGCGUCAGGCAAGAACCCCACACGCAGCCUAGACAUGGGGCUCCUUGUGGGGUCCUCCAUGGGCCAGUUCACUGUCUCCUACUUCACCAUAGUAGCUGUUCUGGGCUCGGGAAUAGAUGGCCACGUCAACGCCCUCAACCUGGCCUGGUCCAUUCUGACCGUGGUGGAGCUGUGUGUGCAGAACGUCUUCAUCAUCGAGGGCAUCCGGCGCGAGCCACAUCAUGAUGUGCGUCGGGCCAGCAUCUUUUCCAACCUGUUGGCCCUCCAUGCACAAGAGGAACGAAGGUCCAGCCACAUCCCUAUGUCCCCCCGCAGCUCCAUCGCCAUCCCUGUCCACAAGCCCCUGCCCUGGAAGAGGAGGAUGCUGAAGGAGAUCUCUGCCUUCCUGCUGCUUUCCAACAUUAUUCUUUGGAUCAUGCCUGCUUUUGGAGCACGACCGCAGUUUGACAACCCCAUCGGAACAGACUUCUAUGAGUUUCACAUGUGGGUGGCUGUGGUGAAUGUCGGAUUACCUUUUGGAAUCUUCUACCGAAUGCACUCAGUAGCCAGUCUAUUUGAGGUGUACCUCACCUCAUGAACAGCUUGGACAACAGUGGCCCUUAUUUUAUAAAACUGACAUUUUGUACCGGAUAUUAUGUAUUUUAUAGUGUCAACCUGUUUGUUUUUGUCUUUAUUUUUAUUUGGCAAGUGAAUGACAAGCUUGCAUAAAGCUUUGUAUGUGUGUUUGUUUCUGAAUAUACUUGACUAUGUACAGCUUGAAAUAUUUAUGCAACGAAUACUUGUACAAUAACUUUAUUGUAAACUUUAAGCUUUUGCACUUCUGAUAAGGCCAUCACUUUUUUAAGCAACAUAAAAUCAAGCAUUUAAGCAUGCUUGUCUGUGGGCUCAGUUUUAAUGAUUGCUGAACUUUUUAUAUAGAGUGGAAACACUGCCUUCACUAUGACCUCUUUUGAUAUAUUUCAUUUUCCUUUAUUAUUACUGAGUGCAAUAUCAAUCUAAGGAGAUCUCUGUGAGCAGGAAACAUGCUGUUGACAUCAAAUUAAAGAAACAGUGAUGUGGAGAA
Colossoma macropomum (tambaqui) is the source of this 2253-nucleotide messenger RNA. Its product is annotated as proton channel OTOP2-like. Gene Ontology annotation, biological process: proton transmembrane transport. The coding region runs from base 1 to 1767 and encodes 588 amino acids. The transcript is spliced from 7 exons. The record is from RefSeq and is a predicted model, not a curated record. Gene Ontology annotation, molecular function: proton channel activity. NCBI's taxonomy places the organism in Eukaryota, Metazoa, Chordata, Actinopteri, Characiformes, Serrasalmidae. Gene Ontology annotation, cellular component: membrane.